CGUCAGCUCCCGAGCCCACGUAACUGGGAGGUGGGGCCUCGUGGUGGUGGUAAUGGCCAGAGCACGGUGCAUCACCCUCACAGGACCAGGGUGAAGGGACAGUACAGACACCACUCUCUGCUCCUGCUCUGCUGGGGACAGGCUGGCCCUUGGUGGAUGUGCCACAAUGACAGUGAAGAAGACUCAGGCUCUGCAGGAUGGAAGUGCCAAGGAGAACGUGCUGCAGAGGGUCCUGCAGCUGCCCGUGGUGAGCUCCACCUGCGAGACCCUGCAGCGGAAGUACAGCAGCACCAAGGAGUCCCACCCGCUGAUGGCCUCGGUGUGUGAGGUGUACGAGCGGGGCGUGCAGGGCGCCGGCGCCCUGGCCAUGUGGGGCAUGGAGCCCGUGGUGCGCCGGCUGGAGCCGCAGUUCGCUGUGGCCAACAACCUGGCUUGUCGGGGCCUGGACCACCUGGAGGAGAAGAUCCCUGCCCUCCAGUACCCUGUCGACAAGCUCGCAUCUGAACUGAAGGACACCAUCUCCUGCCCCCUCCAAAGUGCCAAAAGCACCAUUGGCAGCUCCAUGGAUAAGAUCAAAGAGCUGGCAGCGGAGGGUUAUGAGGCCACCAAGAGCACAGUGGAAACAACAGCUAAGUACACGAGGAAGAACUCAGUGACCCAGAUGGCAGCUGCGGGGGUCGACACAGCCCUGGGAGGGCUGGAGAAGCUGAUGGAAUACCUGCUGCCAGAGGAGGAUGAAGAAGCAGAUAAGAAGCCCAAAAAGAAACAUCUGUCAACGCCGAAGGUCUCCCAGCGGCAGCCCAGCACUACCACCACUCCCACCACUCCCAGUGCUCCCAGCGCUCCCAGGGCUCCCAGUGCUGCCAGUGCUCCCAGCGCUCCCAGUGCUCCCAGAGCUCCCAGUGCUCCCAGAGCUCCAAACAUUCCCAGUGCUCCCAGGGCAUCCAGUGCUCCCAACACUCCCAGCACUCCCAGCGCUCCCAGUGCUCCCAGUGCUCCCAGUGCUCCCAGUGCUCCCAGUGCUCCCAGCACCCUGGGCCGGAUUGGCGCCUUGGUCAGCACCGUGUCCAACCGCGCUUACCAGCAAACCACCCAAAGCCUCCAGCGUGCCAAAACCAAAGGGCAGGAGCUGGCCUCCUGGAUCCCCAUUCUGGGAAGCCUGGCCAAGCCGAGUGCCCCCGUGGCCCCUCAGGCCCGCAGUGAUCGGCAGGGCAGCACGGGUUGGCUGACCCGGCGCCCGAGCAAGGCACCGGAGCAGAAGAAGGAGAAGGCAGGAAAGAAAGACACCAACCACACCAAGGCGGGACAGGACCCUGGGCUGGUGGGCAGCGUGGCUCACAACCUGCAAACCGCCUGCGCCUCCAGCAUCUCCAGCAUGAAGAAGGUCCCAGCCGUGGCCUGGGAUGCAGCAGAGGGCUUGAUCCUCUUCACCCCCCGCAGGCUGUCCAGGGCCAUGGAGACAGUGGAUGCUCUCGGGGGGACCCUCGUCAGCGCCCCUAAGCAUCUGCUGGGCACCCUGUACAGCUACGUGCCGCUCCGCAGGCAGUCAGUGAAAGAAGAAGAAGCACCCAGGGGCAGCAAGACCGACACGGAGAAGAAAGAGAAGAAGGAGGAGGAGGAGGAAGAGACCAAGCCUGCUGUCCCCUCCACUGAGGAGAAAUCCCAGCUGAGGAGCGACUGGCGGCUGUACCGUGGCCAUCACCCCCUCUCCUUCCUGGGGCUCGAGGACCCCCUCUUCCUGCGGCACAACUACUACCGCAGCCCUGCCUUCGACCCCGACUACCCAUUCCCACGGAAAUCCGCCUUCUCCCCCUACAACAGGCGGGUGAGCGAGGGCUCCUACCGCUUCAGCCCCGACUCCAUGUACAGCCGGGCCUACUACGGCAACUUCUACAGUCCUGUCUUCAAGAAGGACUGAGCCAGCAGGCAGGACAAGCACAUCCCAGCCCCUCUCAAAACCCCUCAGCACGCUUUGCCUGGGCCCCUGCCAGCUGCCCACACAUACCCCUGUUCCAGGACAGGAGCUUAAAGGACAGGCCAUGGGAUAGCUUAUUCUGGAGUGCAUCAAGGCCAGGAUAGAAUAAAGGCAAUGAAAAGCCCUGCUGCUGGAAGGAGAAGGUAGGGGAAGGUGGGACUAGGAAGUUGAAGGAGACGUGGAAAGAGUGGUGAGACGAGAAGGGACCACCCAGGGCUGACAUUAGGCAACCUUGGUCCCUGCUCAGCAGACAGAGUGAAUUUAGAUGGGCUGGCUACACAUUGAGAACAGCAGUGAGAGAGAGCAGGGAGGAUGGCAAAGCUGACAAACAUCACCAUAGCAAGCCUGUCUCCCCAUCCUUCCUCCCUCCAUCCCCCCUUGCAGGGCCCAUCCCUAGGCACAGAUUGCUCCUCCAUGGAGGGGCUGAAGAUCCCCACCAACCAGCAGGAUUCAUGAGUGGGAAAGCCCUGGGCACUUCCCUCGCAGCUGGUGGUGGGAUGGAUGGUGGUGUCAGGAAAAAGGCUGGUGAGAACAGGUGGAGCUCCUGGAGCCCCUCUCCCACAGGAUCACCUGGCUUCCCACAACACCUUGUUGUAUCUGCUGCAAUAAUAAACCUGCAAUAAUAAACCACCUGCCACUCA
Messenger RNA from Poecile atricapillus (Black-capped chickadee), 2616 nucleotides. RefSeq names its product perilipin 1 (gene PLIN1). Lineage: Eukaryota; Metazoa; Chordata; Aves; Passeriformes; Paridae. The coding region runs from base 167 to 1918 and encodes 583 amino acids. Gene Ontology annotation, cellular component: lipid droplet. The transcript has 9 exons. Gene Ontology annotation, biological process: lipid metabolic process. The record is from RefSeq and is a predicted model, not a curated record.